Aureobasidium pullulans EXF-150 is the source of this 1541-nucleotide messenger RNA. RefSeq lists its product as uncharacterized. The record is from RefSeq and is a predicted model, not a curated record. Lineage: Eukaryota; Fungi; Ascomycota; Dothideomycetes; Dothideales; Saccotheciaceae. The coding region runs from base 342 to 1337 and encodes 331 amino acids. The transcript has a single exon.
CCUUGUCUGGCAAUGUCGACCAUUUUGGUAUACGUCCGUAAGCUACAAGGACAGGAUGCUCCACAAUCGAGGUCUACUUCCAGGCUCUUCUACGUACGUAGAUUGAUGUAUUGGCAAAGGUCUCGAACUAGGUGCAAGGGAGAGUGUCUGUGACUCUGCGGGUAUUGCAACAUCCAAGCUGAAGUGGCAUAUCGCGCUCGUUGUCAAGUAUAAGAAGCAGCUUGAACCUCCCUUCUCAUCUCUCAUCUACUACCACAAUCAUCAUUCUUACUCUCGUUUGCUCUUUCUGAAGCCACUCCCCGUCUCAACUCCAUCUUCCAUCAUCAAGCCUCGUCAUCAUCAUGACUCACCAGGUCAUCCUCUGCGGUCUCUUCGCACCCGCUCUCGUCGCUGCAGUCCCUCUGAGUGUAGGUGUUGGAGUUGGAGUCGGCGUCAACACAGGUCCUUUGAUCUCUCCCAUUGUUUCCGCCCUUCUCCCCAUCCUUACUCCCGUCGGAAGUGUUGUUAGCAACAUCGGUGGUGCUGUUGAAACUGCCGUCAGCGGUGUUCUCUCUGAGGUUCCCGCUAUCGCCACUGGCGUGGUUGUACCCGUGGUGUCAGGAGUUGCGCAAGGUGCCGGUGCGGCCGUCUCUGGCGUCUCGGAGAUCUUGGAUCUUGCUGGCACCGCCGUCAGUCAGAUCGCCUCUCCAGCUGUCUCUCUUGGAUCUGUCGUUGUUGGCGAUGUUGGUUCUGUCGUGUCCGGAGUUCAAGCCACUGCUACGUCGAUUGUUGGCAGUGUAGUUGUCUCAGUCGUUCCUUCUAUUGUUUCUGAAGUCGGAUCUGCUGUCACGUCCCUCGCUGGUGAUGUCAGCUCUAUCGUCUCUGGGGUUGGAUCCACUGCUUCUUCGGUCGGCGGCGUCGUUGUAGGCGACGCAAGCUCUGUCAUCUCUGGAGUUGAAGCGACCGCCACAUCAAUCGUUGGAGGUAUCCUCUCAGGUGUCGCCUCUGUUGUCACUGAUGUCGAGGCAACCGCUACAUCUGCGGGUGGUGCUGUGAUCUCUGGAGUCGCUGGUACCGUGUCGGAUGUCGGAGCAGGUCUUGCUGGAGCUGUUUCUGACCUUAGCUCCGGUGUAGCUGGCGCUGUCUCGAAUGUUGGCUCUGGAGCUGCCUCCGCUGUUUCUGACAUCAGCUCUGGCGCUGCUACCGGGAUCUCGGAGAUCGGUACAGGUGUUGAUGGAGGGCUGUCUGAUGUCCUCAAUGGAGUUGGAGGUGCUGUUUCGAAUGUCGGGUCAGCGGUUGGUGCAGUAGUAUCUCGUUUGUCUGGAGCUGCUGUUUCCAGUCCUUCGCCAUCGACCUAGUGAAGUGUGAUCAGAUGGACUGGGACGCACGGUGGUUUUCUUGUUCAGUAUCCGGCGCUUUGGGUAGACGAUGUUGUUCUGUUGCUUGCAGACUGUAUUCGCCGCAUGAUGUCGUUUUGUCUUAACUUUCGUAUAGUCUUGUCCCUCCUUGUUUCUAAUUCUUCUGACAGCCUUCAAAAAUAGAAGUCAAACCUUUUUCCAGAG